Molecule: messenger RNA, 921 nt
Organism: Vicia faba (fava bean)
Lineage: Eukaryota; Viridiplantae; Streptophyta; Magnoliopsida; Fabales; Fabaceae
Source: the annotation of a GenBank genome assembly
AUGGAACAUUAUGCUCUUAGCCUUCAAUGUUCUCCAAUUCUUAGUCCUUUUUCAUAUGGUUCCAAAUCAUAUGAAAAUAAAAAAAUUCAUGUUAGAUUCAACCAAACCACUCUUUGUUUCCCUCAAUGCACCAUAAACCACAAUCUUACACGUUCAAUUAGCCAUGCAAAUUGCACGAGUAGUAAUAGCUUCUCUGUGCCUAAUUCAAAGAAUAUUGAAACAAGUGACAACAACAUUUUGAGAGGAAUAAAUGGAGUUUCUAUAGUUUUGGGUUGCAUUCUUGGAAUGUUUAAUUUUAAUAGCAAGAUGAUGAAUUCUAAGUUCAACAAUGCUUAUGCUAUUAAUCCUAACGUUGAAUCAUUUAGUGGAGGAGAGCGUUCGUUCAAUUCGUUGUGGAACUCGAUGAAUGCUGAAUUAAUAGAAUCAGAAAUCAAGUUCAAUUCUCCUCCUACUGUUGAUAAUAAGAAGAAGCAUGCUCUAUAUCUAAGAAAAUGUGGGAAGAAAGAUAAAGUAGAGGAGAAAUUGAAUGAGUUAAAAUCUGAAUACAUCAAAUCUAAAGAUGAGUAUUCAGCUAUAGAACGUUCGGUUCGAUUAUCAUUGAUGGAACUUCUCUUGAUUCAGGGACAUUUCGAUGAAGCCCGGAAACUCCUUGACGAAGAAAUUGAUAUUCUCGUAAACCCUAAACGGAGAAAAAUAGAUUUAGAGAAAAAGAUUAGCAAACUUCUUGAUAUUUACAACAACAAAAGCGAUGAGAUUGAGGCGCAUCAUGAUAAGCAAGCAAUAGCUGAUAUUAUUUUCUAUAAGGCUAUUAUACACAUCAUGUUAAAAGAUAAGGAGGCAGCAAAGUGGUGGGAAGCAUUUGCAAAAACACUAACUAAAGAGCCUCUAACUAAAGAGACUCAUUUUCCAUGGAGUAUAUGA